UAUUGUUGACAGUAUGGCGCCUUUCCUUUUGAAUUCGUGAGAGGAACUUAAUAGUUUUGUGAAUAUUUAGUUUCUUUAUCUUCUUUGGGGUCCCUGUAAUUGCUGAGGAUGUCGGCAAUUGAACCAGUGCAAGUGACAUACACAGGGGCCCUAUGUUCUGUUCUAGCCUGGGUUUUAGGAUGGGCCACCUUAUACUUUGUCCUUUGUGUCCUGAAUUCCAGCCACAAAAAUGAAUGGAACUGUAGAAUUGUCAGUGCUGUUCAUGCCAUAACUGUGUGCUGUUUGGCAUUUUGGGCUGUUUUUGUGCAGGGGCCAUGGGUAUUUACAUUACCAGAUGAUUAUGCAAUUUGGCGAUGUUUCAAGUAUAUACUGCAAGGACAUUUUUGGGAGUUGUAUACCUUUGGACCAGGAGGGCGCAGUUCCCCUUUACAACAGUUUAUAGCUGAGAUGUCCCUAGGGUACUUCCUGUAUGAUUUCAUGUGGUGCAUAUAUUUUAAAACUGAAGGUUUUGUAAUGUUACUUCAUCACUGUUUAAGCAGCAUUGGUUUGGGAGUGACAGUGCUCCGUGGAAUGUACGGUACAGAGAUGGUGGCGACCCUCUUGGCAACCGAAGUGACCAAUCCUUUUCUGCAGUUCCGCUGGUUUCUAAGACAGACAGGGCAGUAUGAAACCCUCCUCGGAGAAGUAAAUGAUAUUUUAUUCAUGGCAUUGUUUGGAUUUGCCCGAAUUGGAAUGGGCACUUCUCUCCUUAUUACUUACUACCAGCAUCCAAACACAGACUUCUUGGGGAAGUUUGGCGGAACUUGUAUUUAUAUCAUAGGGUGGUUGUUCUGGAUAAGUAUUAUGCGUUUUGCGCUAAAAAAAUACACUAAAAUGUAUCACCUGUGGAAAAAGGGGAAAUUAAAACUGGAUGAGGAUCAUUAUAAAAUCAAGAGUGAGGAAAAUGGGAGUUUAGACACAGGGGACAUCAUAGGGGAUUUAGACAUUGAAGAGAUCAAGGAGGAGAUUAAGGAAAUUGCUGAAGAGAUUAAAGAAGAGAUUAAAGAGAAGAUUCAUUAAUGGUAUAUUAUGCAAAACAUGCUUCCACCAUUUUAUCAGAAAAUUGACAUUAACUCAUUUUUUCUAUGUAUUUGUAAAAGUUUUCAUUACUAGUCAGUAAUAUAUAUGUGUCAUUUACAGAAUGCUAUUGAUUUUUUUCCAUAGAAAUCAUGUUGAAUUAAUUUGAUAUUUUUCUGUAUAUGUCUGCUUUUAUCAGUUUUGUUUUCAUACAACUAAUCAGUAAAUAUAUUUAAUGCGGCACUCUGAUAAUGCAGGAUUUUGCAACUUGUGGCUCUUUCAUCACACCUUUAAUUGUAUCUCCCAUUUUUUUUCACACAGCGAAUCACUGUAGCAGCAAAUAAGAAAUCUCCCUCUAUCAAACGUUUCAGAAAAUGGCAGAUAUAUUUUUAUGUGUACUAAAUUGUAUUUAAUCUAAAAAAAAUGUACUUUGCAGAUAAUGUUUCUCUUCAAUCUUGAAGUAUAUUCCAGAUAAAUUUAAGUUGGAUAGAGAAUUGCGUGGAAUAUUUUGUGAUGAGGAAUAUAUUUUAUCUUUUAUUCUUAUAGCGAACAAAGUUGUCAAACAACAGAUAUAGUACAAGUUUUGAUUACGCGUUUCAUGGUGCCAUCAUGUCCGCUCAAGUAAUUAGUUGUAAAAUCAACUGACACCACUUUUUAAUUUUUGUGAUAAAUAACUGAUUUUAUAAUCUAGUCUCAGAACUCGAGCUCCAUGUUUCCAAUUUUGUAUACAGGGUCUGUCAUGAAAUGAAUGUUUUAUACAUCUUGUCUUUAAUAUGACCAAAAGAAGGAGGCUCUGUUCCAGGGAAAUUUAAGUGCAAAUUUUUUCAGGUUCUUAAUGCAUAACUAACGGUGAUCAAAGAAAAAUUCUACAUUUACCUUUAUAAUAUUUUGAUGAAGUUAUGUUUAUAGUUGAGCAAAUAUAAAAAUAUUGUGAUCCGUGAAUUUCAUAAUGAAUGGAAUGGAAUAAAUAUGUCCAUAUUGGA
Lingula anatina is the source of this 2039-nucleotide messenger RNA. RefSeq names its product TLC domain-containing protein 5. NCBI's taxonomy places the organism in Eukaryota, Metazoa, Brachiopoda, Lingulata, Lingulida, Lingulidae. Gene Ontology annotation, cellular component: membrane. The record is from RefSeq and is a predicted model, not a curated record.